Molecule: messenger RNA, 261 nt
Organism: Peniophora sp. CBMAI 1063
Lineage: Eukaryota; Fungi; Basidiomycota; Agaricomycetes; Russulales; Peniophoraceae
Source: the annotation of a GenBank genome assembly
AUGUCCGACGCCGGCCGCCAGUCUUUCGGUGACAAGGCUUCCGCUGCCUUGAAGCCCGACUCUGAGAAGUCCACCACCGAGCACAUCGGUGACUCCGUUAAGGGCACCACCGACUCUGUCGCGUCGUCGCUCCAGCCUCAGGGCGAGAAGUCGACCACCCAGAAGGCCGGCGACACCCUCUCGGGCAACUCGAACGAGAACUCCGGUUCGCUCCUCGACAAGACCAAGGACACCCUCGGCCUCGGCAACAAGUCUUCGUAA